AUGGAAGGAUCAACAAACAAACACGUAAGCGAUGCAAGUCUUCGACUUGGUGAGGAAGUGAGCAUUAGCGACGAGAUGCAGAGGAGGUUUACAGAGAAAAGAUGGGUGUGGGUUCCAAAGAGCAAGGAUGGUUAUGUAAGCGGGUUUGUGGUGAAGGAGGAGGGAGAUGUCCUUGAGAUAGACUGCGGAGGCAUUAUCACAAGAUGUAAGAGCUGCGAGAUAUUUAGAAUGAAUCCUCCGAAGUUCGACAUGAUCGACGACCUUGCAGAAUUGAGUUAUCUUAAUGAGCCGGGGGUACUCCACAAUCUUAGAAGAAGAUACCAGAACGGGCGCAUAUAUACAUAUUCAGGACUGUUUCUCCUUGCAAUCAAUCCAUAUAAAGACCUUCGGAUAUAUGGGGAGAAAGACAUAAGAAAAUAUACCUUAAGCAAGAAGUAUGAGCUAGAGCCUCAUAUUUUUGCAGUUGCAAACGAAGCAUAUAAGCUGAUGGUUUCGAAUAGGGAGAACCAAUCGAUUCUGAUUACAGGGGAGUCAGGAGCAGGAAAGACUGAGAACACCAAGAGAGUGGUUGAGUUUCUUGCGACUGUUGGGGGAUGCAGAGGGGAAGAGGCUAGUAUUGACCGCAAGAUAAUAGAUGCAAACCCUAUUCUAGAAGCAUUUGGAAAUGCACAAACAGUGAAGAAUGACAAUUCUAGUAGAUUCGGGAAGUUUAUUAAGAUUAAGUUCAAUGGGGGGAACAUUUGCGGUGCACAUAUUGAAAAGUAUCUCCUGGAGAAAUCAAGAGUAACGAAUCAGAGUAGAGAUGAAAGGAACUAUCAUAUAUUCUAUCAGCUCCUUGGGUGCGAUGACUUGGGGCUUAAGAAGCAGUUGCUUUUGGAUGGAGAUCCUAAGGACUACAGGUUCCUUAGAAACUCUCGGUUUAAGAUCCAAGAUAUUGAUGAUGCAGAGGAAUUCAGAAGACUCAGGAAAUCGAUGGAUGUUUUGAACAUCAAGAAAGAGGAGCAGAUAGGGUAUUUUGAGAUUGUGUCUGCGAUUCUCCACCUUGGAAAUAUAGAGUUCAGAGAGAAAGAUGGGGCAGCUGAGAUAGCCAAUCUUGAGGUUGCGGAGAAAGUCUGUAAGCUCCUCAGCAUUCCUCUUACUGAAUUUAUCAAGCGGCUCAUCCAUCCUAUGAUUAAGGCUGGAAAUGAAUAUGUUGCACACAGCAGGAACAAAGAGCAAGCUCUCAAGAUUGUUGAUGGGCUAGCCAGGAUACUUUAUGACAAGAUGUUUGACAAUGUAAUAGACCGAAUCAACAUGUCGCUUAGCUCCCCUCAUAAAGGUAACUUCAUCGGAGUUCUCGACAUAGCUGGGUUUGAGAUCUUCGGCAAGAACUCAUUUGAGCAGCUUUGUAUAAACUACACAAACGAGAAGCUGCAGCAGUUCUUCAAUCACCACAUGUUUAUUCUUGAGCAGGAGGUAUACAGACAAGAAAGGAUUGAAUGGGACUUCAUUGAUUUUGGACUUGACCUGCAGCCGACGAUUGAUCUGAUAGAAAAGAGCAAUCCGAUUGGGAUUCUAAGUUACCUGGACGAAGAGUGUGUGAUGCCGAUGGCAACGGAGAAGACAUUUCUUAGGAAAUUGAUGAAGAACAUUCGUCAUGAGAAAUUUGAGGUUGACAAGAUCAAGGAUGCCUUUGUUUUGAACCAUUAUGCAGGAGAUGUUGAGUAUACGGUUGAUGACUGGCUUUCGAAGAAUAAGGACUCUCAUUCUGAGGCAUUAACAUCGUUGAUCCGAAUGUCUAACAGCGAGACGGUUUCUAGGUUAAGCUUAGAAGAGGAAACGAUUAAGAAAGGAUUUUUCCGGACUGUCUCCCAGAAGCAUAAGGAACAGCUUGGAUCAUUGAUGUGUGAGCUCCGUGGAACAAACCCACAUUUUGUGCGAUGCAUAAUUCCGAACCUAGAGAAGAAUGGAGAUCGAUUGGACAAUGGAGUGGUUCUGGGACAAUUGAAAUGCAAUGGAGUUCUUGAAGGGAUAAGGAUCAGCAGACAAGGAUUUCCGUCUAGGAUGGGAUAUCAAGAGUUUGUACGAAGGUACAGGAUAAUGAUGAAGGAUAAAGUCCGAGAAACCGAGUCUUGGGACGAUGAUAUGUGUAUGGAGGUUUGUAAGGAGAUGGGCGAACAGAUUUUGUCAGGGAUUGGGAUUAGUGCAAACCAAUACAGGAUGGGACGAACAAAGGUAUUUUUUAGACAAGGGGUUCUUGCAGACAUUGAGGAUAUGAGAGACAGUAAAGUUUCUGAGGUGAUCAAGGAAAUCCAGGCUCUUGUCAGAAGAAGGCUUACAUUUAGAAAGUAUAACUUGACGCAAAGAAGGACACAAGGGAUUCUUAUUAUUCAAAGGAACAGUAGGAUAUGCUGUGAGUUACAGAGAUGGAACUGGUGGAAGCUUUAUCAAAAGAUCAAGCCUUUGCUGGAUGUUAGGAAAAGAGACAGUGAGAUGAAGGAGAAGGAGGCGAUGAUUCAGGAAUAUAUACGAAUGCUUGAUGCUGAGAAGAGCAGGAGAAAGGAGGUUGAAGAUAUGCUGAAAGAGAUGAACCUGAAGAAGGAGGGGCUUGAGAAGUGUGUUGAAGAUGAAAAGAGGUUUUCGAUGGAAAAGGACGAACUUCUGAUGGCCUUGAGAUACAAAGCUGAUGAGAUGGGCCAAGAGAUUGAGAGGAUCCGAAAGGAGGCUGAUAAUAUCUGUGAUGAGAAGAAAUUAUCUGAGGAUCAGUUGAGGGAGGCGAUUGAGAUGCUAGAAAGAAAAGAAUCUGAGAUUUCUAAGUUGAAGAAGGAAGUGGAGGAACAGAAUAAUGUGAUUUCAUUACACGAACGUGAGAUUUCCUCUCUUCGAGAAGAAGUAGUGAGCAAGUCGAGUGAGAAGGAUGCAAUGGUGGAAAAGAUGCUUAGAGAGAGGGAUAGGGAAGUAUGUCUGUUGAAGGAGAAGAUCAAAGAGAAGGAUUGCGAAGUUAAAAAUAUACUUGAAAGGAUGAAAAAGAGUGAAGUGGAAGAUGAGGAAAGAAGGAGAGAGUUGAAAGAGAAAGAGAUGAUUAUUGACGAGCUUAAGGCAAACUGCAUAAGCAUGAAAAAAUGGAAGGACGAGUGUGGAGAGCUAAGGAAGGACUAUGAGGUGAUGCAAAGGAAGUUGAAAGAUGAGGCCGAGGAUAUGGUAUUAGAGAAUGAUAGACUGCACAAUGAGAUUCGGAAGAUGGAGAAGGAGCGGGAGGAGCUAGAAAGCAUGCAGAAGAAGCUUCGAGAUGAUCUUGAAUUUGAAAGGAACCGGGGGAAGAAGCUUGAAAAGGCAUUCCAGGAGUUGAGAGGGGAAUACCUGGCUGCAGAAGAACAGCUCCAGAAAGAAAAGCAGUCCAGGGAUUCAACACAAGAGUCCUUACUAGAAAAGACGAGGAAUCUUGAGAGAAGGGUCAAGAGCCUUAGUGAGAAGCUUAAGAGUGAGGAGAUUGCAAAUAAGCAACUUAUGAAUGAGAAGGAUGAGAUGUAUAAGCAGAUUCAUAUUUUACAACAAUCGAAGUUGGAUGAGAUUUUUGACAGAGAGGCGAUGUUCAACAGUGUCAAAAAGAAUCUUCAGAUGGAGAUCCAGAGACUAGAGAUGGAGAAUCAGAGACUAGGGAUGGAGGUGAUGGAAUCGAAGUGCAUGGGGGAAGCCAGUGAGGAGAGUAUCUCGGCGAUGGAGAAGUUCUAUGGGAUGAUUGAAGAAGAGAGGAGGAAAAGAAAGGAAGCUGAGCACCAGAUAUCUGAACAAGAGAACAAGAAUGUGAUAUUAAGUAGUGAAGUGGAGAUGUUGAGGGAGAUGAUUGAAAUGGAGAAAAGAAGCAAGGAGGAUAUGAUGAGAGGGCAGGAAAAAGAAGCCGGGAUACGUAGAAUGAUUUCUGGGGUUAGGAAGGAGAUUGAGGAUCUUGGAAAUGAGAUGAGCAUUGUUAUUGAGGGAUUCAAUGGGCUGUACUUCAACACUCUUGAAGAAUACAAAGCAAACCUCAAGGAAUGCAAAGAAUUGCUGGGGGCUAAGGAUCAUGCGAUUGAGGAGUUGAACGAUCGGAUUUUGAGUCUGAGCCACGAGGUUGAAGAAAGGAGAGCAACUGAAGAUGAGAUGAAUGUGAAGGUUGAAGAGCUGAUGAAACAGUACAACAGUGCCAUGAGCGAAGUUGCAUCCUUGGGUGCGAAAUGUAAUUCUCUUGAGAUGUCUGUGUCCUUGAAGGAAGAUGAGAUCAAGAAAUAUGACGAGAAAUAUGGGGAGUAUGAUAAGAAGUUUAAGGAUUUAGCAUGUAGGAUUGACGAUGAGAUUGAAAGGCUUCAUAAAUGUGAUGAGGAGAGAAGGAGAUAUGUCGAGAGUCUCGAGGAAGGGAUGAAUGGAGGCCUAAUAGGGAUAAGGAAGCUUGACGAGAAGUAUAGAGCAAGGAUUGAGGAGAGUGUACAGUAUGCUCUUGAGGGAGAGAAGAGAAAACUCAAGGCUUUGGAAGAAAUAAAUGGACAACUGAUGAAAAGAUUUGACGAUCUGCAAGAAGAACAUCAGAGCCUCUUGGAUGAGAAGAUGAAGGAUUCACUGAGGAUUGAGCAGCUUGAAGGAGAGGUUUGUGUUCUCCGAGAGAUAGAAGCGCAUAGACGGGACAUGAUUUCUAUGUACGAGUCUGAGAUUUCCACCUUGAAACGAUGUACAAGGUUUAAAGAUGAAAUUGUGGGAGCAUUUAAUGGAGAAAGAAGUCCUUCUGUUAUAUAUACCUGUGACAAGGAGAAGUACCAGGCACUUGACCGUAAAAGGAUGAUUGCUGAGCAUGAACUGGCGAAAGCAAAAGACGAGAAGAAAUCCCAGAUGGCCAUUAAUAAGAAGCUCCGUGACGAAGUGGAGAGGCUUCGAGGAGAGAUUGAUGAAAGUAAGGGUAAGGCAUUGGAGAUGAAGAAGAAGUUAGGAUGCCAGCUGCUAGCUGUGAAUCGACUGAGCAGAGAGCUUGAAGAGGAGAGGGAGAUGGUAAGAUUCCUUAAGAUUGUUGGAGGAGGGCGAAAGAAAAGGAUAUGA
This is a messenger RNA of Encephalitozoon romaleae SJ-2008, 5040 nucleotides long. RefSeq names its product myosin heavy chain. Bases 1 to 5040 code for a protein of 1679 amino acids. Lineage: Eukaryota; Fungi; Microsporidia; Unikaryonidae. Gene Ontology annotation, cellular component: cytoplasm; actin cytoskeleton; vesicle. The record is from RefSeq and is a predicted model, not a curated record. Gene Ontology annotation, molecular function: ATP binding; actin filament binding; microfilament motor activity. The transcript has a single exon. Gene Ontology annotation, biological process: vesicle transport along actin filament; actin filament organization.